Recurvomyces mirabilis is the source of this 582-nucleotide messenger RNA. RefSeq lists its product as uncharacterized. The transcript has a single exon. NCBI's taxonomy places the organism in Eukaryota, Fungi, Ascomycota, Dothideomycetes, Mycosphaerellales, Teratosphaeriaceae. The record is from RefSeq and is a predicted model, not a curated record. The coding region runs from base 1 to 582 and encodes 193 amino acids.
AUGCUGAUGUGCAAAGAGUUCUCUCAGUACGCCGCGUUGGGAGACAAUGAUGUCGCCAAGGAGUCUGCGAGGACAGCAGCGAACGACAGACAGCCGUUGCGUGUCUCGGAGCCUAUCAAGGGCUCAGAGCAGGUCGGGAACUGGCAGCUAUCACUGCCAUGGGCUUAUGCUAUCCCAUUCACCGCCGCCAUGGUGUUAUUACACGAAUUUGUGUCACAAGCGAUCUUCGCAGUUCGUGUGGGAAGCUAUAACCUGGAUGGCGAACCUCGCAGCUACAAUUCAGGCUGUGGGUGGUCCAUAAAAGGCAUCAUUGCUUCUGUGGUGAUCGGAGGAGCCAUGAUAGCCGCGUUAGGUGCGCUAGCGAUAUUCGGUCGGCUGAAAAGGGGCGCUCCUACUGUGGGUAGCUGCAGUGUAGCCUUGGCUGCUGCAUGUCAUGCACGGCCUGAGGAUGCUGGGGCGGAGCUGAAGAUGGUGAGCUUUGGUAUGGUGGAAGAGAUACAAAUUGAUGGGAAGAGUCUUGGGAGAGUUGGAUUCGGUAGCAAGGACGUACGCGCACUUCGGGAUGGCAACGAAUAUCUGUAA